Fulvia fulva is the source of this 1920-nucleotide messenger RNA. RefSeq names its product putative beta-glucosidase C. The record is from RefSeq and is a predicted model, not a curated record. The coding region runs from base 1 to 1920 and encodes 639 amino acids. Gene Ontology annotation, biological process: glucan catabolic process. NCBI's taxonomy places the organism in Eukaryota, Fungi, Ascomycota, Dothideomycetes, Mycosphaerellales, Mycosphaerellaceae. The transcript has a single exon. Gene Ontology annotation, molecular function: beta-glucosidase activity.
AUGGGUGCCAACGCGAUGAUGCUCCAGCUUCUGCUGGCAUUGACUGCCUCAACAGCAUCAUGCUCAAACCUCCCAAAGAAGUCCUUGGCUUCCAGAUCGCCACACCCGCGAUCAACAUCCAACACAACAUUACCAUACCAAGAUCCCUCGUUAUGCAUCGACGACAGAAUCGAGGACCUUCUAGCUCGCAUGACCGUUGAGGAGAAAGCUGGUCAACUCUUCCACACCCAACUGGCACAAGGUCCCAAUGGAACGCUCUCACUCACAACAUCGAGAUCCAACGGCACCGACAACUACGUCCUCGAGAAGCAUAUGACGCACUUCAACCUCGUAGGCCAGGUCACCAAUGUUCGACAAACAGCACAAUGGUAUAACCGUCUUCAGGAAUAUGCUCUAAACACACGCCUUGGCAUCCCAGUCACACUAUCCUCAGAUCCCAGACAUUCCUCAACAGAAGCCGUCGGUAGUGCAAUCGCCGCCAACCAAUUUUCAGCAUGGCCCCAGAGCUUAGGUCUCGCGGCAUUGCGAAGCGCAGAGAUCGUCCAGAAGUUUGCAGAAAUCGCUGCAGCAGAGUACAAAGCAAUCGGCAUCCGCUCAGCCCUCCAUCCUCAAAUCGACCUCACAACAGAAUACCGCUGGGCUCGUAUCGGUGGCACCAUGGGCGAAGACGCCGACCUCACCAGCGAGCUUGUUGUCGCCUACCUCAAAGGCUUCCAGGGCGAGUCCUUUGGUACGCACUCCGUCACCACAGUCACCAAGCACUUCCCCGGCGGCGGACCCAUGGAGAACGGCGAGGACAGCCACUUCACCUACGGCAAGAACCAAACCUACCCAGGAAACAACUUCGACCACCACCUCAUCCCUUUCAGAGCUGCUAUCGCUGCCGGCGCGCGGCAGAUGAUGCCGUACUACUCCCGUCCCAUCGGCGCCGAGCACAAUGGCAUGGAGAUCGAGCCGGCGGGCUUCUCGUUCAAUAAGUAUAUCAUCACAGACCUGCUUCGCGGCGAGCUUGGCUUUAACGGGAUCGUUUGCUCGGACUGGGGCCUUAUUACGGAUACUGUGAUCGCAGGUCAAGACAUGCCAGCUCGUGCCUGGGGCGUCGAGUAUCUCAGCGAAACGGAGCGCGCAGCACGAGUCCUGAACGCGGGCGUGGACCAAUUUGGCGGCGAAGCAAGACCUGAACUGAUCGUCCAACUCGUCAACGAAGGUACCAUCUCAGAAGCACGUCUCAACACUUCGAUCCGUCGUCUCUUGCGGGAGAAAUUCGCCCUCGGCCUCUUUGAGAAUCCAUUCGUAGAUGUCGACGAAGCGGCGCAGAUCGUGGGAAAUCCAUACUUCCGUCAACUCGGAGCUGAGGCGCAGCGGGCAUCUUUCACGCUUUUGACGAAUAAUGGUACUAUCCUGCCCCUGAAGGUGAACAGCGACAAUUCCACGAAAGUCUACGUCGAAGGCUUCAACUCUACCUUUCUCAGCUCCCGGCCUGUGACCGUAGUCGACACCCCGGAGGAGGCAGACAUAGCUCUCAUCCGUCUGCAAGCACCAUACGAGCCACGCCCGGGCGGCUUCGAGGCCAACUACCAUGCUGGAUCACUAGAGUUCAAUGCCACUGAACGAGCGCGCCAAGCAGCAAUCUUCGAGGCUGUCCCUACUAUUGUGGACAUUUACCUUGAUAGACCUGCUGCUAUCCCCGAGGUCGCAGAGGGCGCAGCGGCGCUGUUGGCGAGUUAUGGAAGUAGUUCGGAGACGUUCUUGGAUAUUGUGUUGGGAGUCGAUGGUGCGGCGCCGAAGGGCAAGUUGCCUUUCGAUUUGCCAAGAAGCGAUGAGGCGGUUGAGGCGAGUGAUGAGGAUGUGCCGUUCGAUACGACGGAUCCCGUCUUCAAGUUUGGACAUGGGUUGGAGUAUGAGAAGCAUGCGUGUUGA